UUUUAAUGACAUCUGACAUCGAAAUCAGGUGAGUUUCUUUGUAGCCCGGCGUAGAUUUUUACACUUUUGUCUUUUUGAGAAAUUUUAAGCGUCGAAAAUGUUUUCAUGGAAUAAGUGCCAUGAAUCAUCAAUUAUCUUAUGACCAUAGCUGAUACCGGACGAUGACAAUGGGUAGAUCGGAUUUUUACGAUGGGGAGGAUAGCUCCGACGAAGAGGGGGCGACCUCUACGCAUGAUAUCUGGCCCGACGAUGAACUCUACCAGGUCGCUCUUAUGCUUCCCAGUGGUGAAAACGAAUACUUGAACAUCGCCGAAAACACAGAAGAACGGGAUAGGUUUGUUGAAGAUUUAGAAGGAGUUGCAAUUGGAAUGUCUUCCGCAGGAGAAGAUGUAGGCGAAGAUCUCGCGAUGCUUACAACUGACCCCAAUCUCGUGCUUUCCGAAUUUUCCGACGAGUCAGAGCACCAGCAAGCGUUCAGGGAAGCGAUCCGUUCCACUAUGGAGGAAGAAUACGAGAUGGACGACGAUGCGGGGGAAUGGUACGACGAUCCCUACGGCGACGACUUCAUCCAUGACUUUUCGCUCAUCGAAGACGUCUGGAGCCCUGAAAAAGGGUGGUUCCGUUGGGCGAUGAUCGAAGACUGGUCGCAAGAAGAUGAGAACGACUGGCAGGAGUUGCUGAAGAAAAAGGCUAUCUUUGCCCAAAGCCCAGCUCGCUCUGAGGAGCAGAUGACGGACGAAGAAUACUGCCUUCAUUUCAACAUAAUCGACACCCUAGAGUUAGUCAGGACGGUGGGAAGGGCCAAGGAGGGGGUUCAGAUCCUGUAUGACCUGCUGAAAGAUAGUGACGUCGAUUUGAACCACUACCUGGCCGAACUUGACUACUGCCUGGUCCGCUACAUAAUCUGGGGACUCAACUUUCAUUACAACCACGACUCCGAUAAUUUUGCAGACACCUGGCAAGAUCCGAGCGAAGUGCUUCCAUCGUUUGAAUACCGCCUAUUGAACACUACGACAAAAAUGUUUCAGAGUUUUCAUUCAGUCGGUGAAAUAAAUGUGAAAUAUUGGUCCAUGAUACUCAAUUGGUUUGUUAAGAAGCUGUUUGUGUCAAAGUGGCCGUCGGUCAAGCCCCAGAAGAAUUUGAGCCCAGAGAGGCAGUCUUUCUUCGGGCCUAACCAGCAGCCGAUCGACCAGUGCUAGUGCCGAUCGGGCCAACAAUCGGCCUCUUAAUACAAAUUUAUGAGGGCUGUAACCCGUGUACGUGUAUGCAUGUUUACAAAUAAUAAAUAUAAAUUAUGUUCAAUAAAAAA
Molecule: messenger RNA, 1309 nt
Organism: Cimex lectularius (bed bug)
Lineage: Eukaryota; Metazoa; Arthropoda; Insecta; Hemiptera; Cimicidae
Exons: 7
Coding region: 162-1199 (345 amino acids)
Source: RefSeq, a predicted model, not a curated record